CACCUGGACAGCGACCUCCGCGAAACAAGCAUCAGAUGGUGCUGCACACAGCGCUUCGCGCAUCGAUCUACGCUACAACAUGGCUUGAAAUACUGCGUUAAAGUGCUCCUCUGAAAUCUUUUUUUUUUUUGUUUAAAUAUCUUUCCGUUGCGUUGAAAUAUAUUAUCACUAUAGCACCUCCGAGAAGCGUUUGUUAGUGCGGCGUCUUCCUCACCUACAGGCUUUGCUCUGUGGAACUGCUCAUCCUGACAGUGCAGCGCUCACAGGCUGUGGCACGAGGAGGAAAAGUAUCUGUCUCGGCGCGCGCAUCUCAGCUCAAAUCUCAGCAGCGCAGUACGCGAAGAUGCAGCGACACGCCAGGACCGGGUUGAAGCUCUUGAUGUGGAUUUUUAGUCACCUCAGCAUCUCUCAGGCAGCUUCUUCAUCAUCCCAAAAAUGUGACGAAGCCCUGGUCAUGCCACUCCCCCAUAAUGCCUUCACUAGCUCCUCUGUGUUCACCAGUGGUUAUGCACCUGGAUACGCCAAGCUAAACAAGAGAGGAGGUGCUGGGGGCUGGUCUCCGCUGGACAGUGAUCAUUACCAGUGGCUGCAGAUCGAUCUGGGAAGCAGGAAACAGGUCACAGCCAUCGCAACACAGGGUCGAUAUAGCAGCUCUGAUUGGACAACAUGCUACCGGCUCCUAUACAGUGACACAAGCAGGAACUGGAAACCAUACCAUCAGGAUGGAAACAUCUGGGCAUUUGCAGGUAACUCCAAUACAGAGAGUGUGGUUCGGCAUGAUCUGCAAAACCCAGUUGUGGCUCGCUACCUUCGCCUCAUCCCUUUAGACUGGAGUGAAGAGGGCAGGAUUGGCCUCAGGUUCGAGAUCUAUGGGUGCCCUUAUUGGGCAGAUGUGAUUAAUUUUGAUGGGCAGGGGGUGAUCUCUUACCGCUUUAAAAUGAAGAAGAUGAAGAUUUUGAAGGACGUGAUAGCCCUGAAGUUUAAAACAUCAGAGAGUGAAGGGGUGAUUCUGCAUGGCGAGGGUCAACAGGGCGACUACAUCACCUUGGAGCUGAGAAGAGGCAGACUACUGCUGCAGAUAAACCUUGGCAGUAAUCAGUACGGCUCCAUCCUGGGCCAUACAUCUGUGAUCAGCGGCAGUCUGCUUGAUGAUCAUCAUUGGCAUUCUGUAGUUAUUGAGCGCUACAGGAGAAAUGUCAAUUUCACCCUUGAUCAGCAUACUCAGCACUUCCGCACCAACGGGGAGUUUGACCACCUUGACCUGGAUUAUGAGCUGACAUUCGGAGGAAUGCCUUAUUCUGGGAAGCCAAUCUCAGGAGGCAGAAGGAACUUCAAAGGCUGCAUGGAGAGCAUCAACUACAAUGGAGAGAACAUUACUGACCUGGCCAGAAGAAAGAAACUAGACACCUCUAGCUUUCGGAACGUGACAUUCUCCUGCAUGGACUUGCACACGUUUCCUGUCUUUUUCAAUGGCACCAGCUUCCUGCAGCUACCAGGCAGGAGGGACCAUAAUAUGGUGUCUGUGGGUUUCCAGUUUCGAUCGUGGAACCCCAGUGGUCUGCUCUUGUUCAGCUCCCUGGCAGAUGGAAUGCUGGAAGUGUCUCUAAACGAUGGAAAAGUCACAGUGCACAUCAAUGUCAGCCAGCAGAAAAACAUGCACGUAGACAUUGCAUCAGGUUCUGGCCUGAAUGAUGGAGAAUGGCAUGAUGUUCGUUUUCUGGCCAAAGAGAACUUUGCCAUGCUGACCAUUGAUGGCGAUGAAGCAUCGGCUGUUAGAACCAACUCACCUAUAUUGAUCACAACAGGAAGCACAUACCACUUUGGAGGUUAUUUUUUAAGAACCAGUGCAUCUCCAUCCCAGCGCUCAUUCCAGGGCUGCAUGCAGCUCAUUCAGGUGGACGAUCAGCUGGCCGACCUGGCUGCAGUGGAGCAGGGGAGGAUGGGAGCCUUCGAGAAUGUCAGCCUUGACAUGUGUGCCAUCAUUGACAGAUGUAUGCCAAACCACUGUGAACACGGAGGCAGAUGCAGUCAGACCUGGGACAGCUUUACAUGCACCUGUGAUGGGACGGGGUAUACUGGAGCCACGUGUCAUACAUCUGUUUAUGAGCAGUCCUGUGAAGCCUACAAGCACUUGGGAAGAUCUUCUGAUGUCUACUGGAUUGACCCAGAUGGAAGUGGACAAUUAGGUCCCUUCAAAGUCAUCUGCAACAUGACAGAAGACAAGGUGUGGACAACUGUGGUGAAUAACCUGCCAGCGCAAAUGGCAGUGACAGGCUCCAGCCGAGAGAGACGGACAGUACUGCAGCUGAACUAUAGUGCCUCUAUGGAGCAGGUCACAGCCAUAAUCAACAGUGCUGAACAUUGCGAACAGCACAUAGCCUAUGCCUGCCGAAUGUCACGCCUACUCAACACACCAGAUGGAACUCCUUACACGUGGUGGGUUGGCCGCGGUAACGAGAAACACUUUUACUGGGGCGGCUCUGGACCCGGCAUUCAGAAAUGUGCUUGCGGCAUUGAGCGCAACUGCACUGACUCCAAAUACUACUGCAACUGUGACGCUGACCAGAAGCAGUGGCGGGACGAUUCUGGGCUUCUAGUGUAUAAAGACCACUUACCGGUCAACCAAGUGGCUGUUGGGGACACAAAUCGACCCAGCUCGGAGGCCAAGCUGACUGUGGGACCUCUCCGUUGCCAUGGCGAUAGAAGCUACUGGAAUGCAGCGUCCUUCAAUACACCCUCCUCAUAUCUGCACUUCUCCACGUUUCAAGGAGAAACAAGUGCUGACAUCUCCUUUUACUUCAAGACCUCCGCUCCCUACGGCGUCUUCCUAGAAAACCUUGGGAACACAGAUUUCAUCCGUUUAGAGCUGAAAUCCCCCAUGGUGGUGUCGUUCUCAUUUGACGUGGGUAAUGGGCCUGUGGAACUGAACGUGCACUCUCCUACCCCACUAAACGAUGACCAGUGGCACCUGGUCAGUGCAGAGAGGAACACAAAAGAGGCCAUUCUGCAGCUAGACCAGAAGUACAAGGAGGUCAGACCUGCACCUACGCAGGGACACACACGCCUGGAGCUCUACAGCCAACUAUAUGUGGGUGCAGCUGGAGGUCAGAGAGGGUUUCUAGGAUGCAUCAGAUCACUGAAGAUGAAUGGGGUGACACUUGAUUUGGAAGAGAGGGCGAAAAUUACUCCUGGCGUGAAGCCCGGUUGUUCGGGUCACUGCACCAGUUUUGGGAUAUAUUGCCGCAAUGGGGGCAAGUGUGUGGAGAAAUACAACGGCUAUUCUUGUGACUGCACCACCACAGCUUAUGAUGGGCCUUUCUGUUCUAAAGAUGUUGGAGGGUUCUUUGAGGCUGGCACACUGGUGAGGUAUAACCUCAUACCAGAAGUGAUGGCUGCAGCCUCCAGCCUGGAUGAAAAAAGCAUAAUCCCAAGCCUUCCAAUAGAGACCAACCUGACACGGGAAGAUCUGACCUUCAGUUUCAGUACUUCUACUUCUCCUAGUAUUUUGGUCUACAUCAGCUCAAAGACCCAGGACUACAUGGCUGUGGUCCUCCGUCACAAUGGUACCCUGCAGCUGUGGUACAGCUUGGGUGGUCUCAAAGAACCCUUCACCAUUGAUAUUGACCCUAGGAAACUUGCCAAUGGGCAGCCCCACACCGUCAACAUCUCCAGAAUAGAGAGAGAUAUAGAGAUACAGUUGGAUCAUUAUCCUCCAGUCAGCUACACCCUGCCUGAAGCAUCAGACACACAUUUCAAUCUGGUCAAGUCACUCUUCUUGGGGAAAGUGUUUGAAACCGGUCACAUCGACCCAGUACUUAUAGAGAAGUACAACCCCGGGUUUGUGGGCUGUUUGUCGAGAGUCCAGUUCAACAACAUCGCUCCUCUGAAAGCCGCAUUCAGGUCCCGUGGCUCUGUAACUGUCUCACACCAGGGUAAACUGGUGGAAUCCAACUGCGGCGCAUCACCCCUCACAAUCCCACCCAUGUCUGCUGCAACUGACCCAUGGCACCUAGAUGCAGGUGCUGAUUUCCCCUUCAACGAGGAAAGAGUCAUACCAGAUGGAGUUAAUAGGAACUCAGCUAUAAUAGGAGGCAUCAUCGCAGUGGUGAUCUUCACUAUUCUGUGCACUCUGGUGUUUCUGAUCCGGUACAUGUUCCGCCAUAAAGGCACCUACCAUACCAACGAGACCAAGGGGGGUGAAUCAGCUGAAUCGGCUGAUACAGUCAUUAUCGGCACUGACACCAAUUUCACAGAGACCAUCGAUGAAAGCAAGAAGGAAUGGUUUAUCUAAUGCACCAACUCGGACCAGAGCAGAGGGGUGGGGGUGUAUAAACUCUUUCAGAUUCUUUUUUUAGUUAUCAGAACUAAUGUUUUGGGAUCAAACUCAUCACCAGUUUGAGAAACUGUUCUGUACAUAGUAACUGGCUUGUCUCUUUCUAUUGUGUUUUGGCAAAAGUCUUUACAAUUGUGUUAUCUACGGAUCACAUGUUAAUACACAAUUUCAUCAUUCGUUCUUUUGUAAAGAAACAUAAUUAUUGGCUAAAAUCCUUACAUUUAUGGAAAGUUUAAUUUAACACUAUAUUAUCUUUUCUUUCUUGUGUUCUUUUGAUUAAUCUUACAUGCAGUCAUUGUGUGGAAAAGAUUGACAGUAAAUGCUAAAUGUUCUAUAUAAAUAUUUUUAUUGCAGAAUUUACAUUAGAUUGUAUAUCAUUUGUAUUUCAGUGAAGGGAGAAUAUUGAGGCAUGCACCAAUAAUUUGUCAAAUCAAUGCUGUCUAUUUAUUUCAUUCUGCACAGCUAUGCUGAAUUAUUUCUUGUGAAAGCCUUCGGUUUAUUGUUACUUGCCAAACACCUCAGUCUUAAGCAUUUGUUUUGCUGACUGCUUAUAUCAUGGCAUAAAGAUGUAAUGUUGAGAGAUAAUUUUUUGUCUGGUUGAUUCAUUUAAACAGGCUGUGGUCAAAGCACUGGCAUUGUGAUAUCUGGCAGAUUAAUACCCAUGUCUGUCAUGGCAAGUGAAGAGGGCGGGACUACUGACACCCAAUUAAAAGACUUAAUUCAAGGUGCCUUUAGUAUUCAACCAGUUGGCAGUAACUUUAUCCUGUUAUAUAGAUAAAGGAGAAAUCCCAACAUACUAAAUGGCUAUUGUUUAUUUGGUUUACUUGUCUGAGCAGAAAGUAGACUCAAAGUUCAUGAGUUUUUGAAACCGCAGCGUUAUUAUAAUGUCCUUACUGGAAAAUAUUACAAUAUUUAAAUAAUUUAUUCCAAGUGUUUACUUGUUUUUUUACUUGUUUUUACAUUAAAUUUGUCAUCAAAAUAAUUUUCAUUGUGUUUUUGUAUAGUAUUAUUUAAACUUUUUAAAAUAAAUUGUCUAAUAAAUGUUAACUUACAUAGAUUACCCAUUUUCUCAGACACUGGUUUACUGAUCAAUUUUAGCUAACUCACAUUUAAAUGUGAUAAGUUUAAUGUGAUAAAUAUCUAAGUUUAAUAUCUCAACUUUCUCUGUAAGUAUUGGAGUAAUUCUGAGUGAUUUUGUCUCUGACACAGAACAGUUCAUUAUAAUUCUCUCAUAGAGAUGUCAAGCAACACAAGCUUUGAAUAUUGUCUCGCACCCAUCAGCACUUAUACUUAUUUGCAACAGGGGGAUUUGCAUCUUCUUACUGUCCAGUUGCAGUUUUAUUCUUUGGAAUUAAGGUUUUAUGAGUAAUGAUAUAAGAUUGGAAGGGUCUCUAGUGUUCGUGAUCACAUCACAAAACUUUUUGGGAGAUAAUGAGGAAUUGCCGAUUCAUGAGAAUGUAAAAGAGUCUUGAUGUUUUAAUAGUUGGACCUUAAACACUUUUUAUAUUCUAAUAACAAAUUCUACAUCCCUCACUUACAUCAGCAAUUUAAACUUAAUUUAAACUGGUUUGUAUAAUUGUAAGUUUACAGUAACAUUCACAAUAAAUUACAAAAUAUGAAUAUAUUUUUAUGAUGAUAUUUUGUAGAUGACCUAGCCUUUCAUUGUUUCUCAUCUAUGUGUAUUAGGGGAGGCCUGAAUUUUUCUUAAAAUUCUAAGGAUGUGUAAAAAAGAAAGUUGUACUUGAAUGUUCCUUGUAGUGGAGACAGAGAAAUCGUUGAUAAUUGUCAUAAUAAUGCCCCUUUUCGUAACUUUUUCAGUAUUAUUCUUUCAAAUGUUGAGUUUGUUUUUUGGAGACGAAGUAAUGUUUUCUUUGCUUACUUUUCAUGGCUAGAAGUGUGUUUAAUUAAUGUUAUUUAUUUGUUCAUUUUUUUUUUAUUUAUUUUUUUUUUUAAACAGAUCAGCCCUGCUGCCUCUUUCUCAUUUGGCACAUGUAUAGGCCUUUUAUUAAAUGUAAAUAUAGGCAUUUUUUAUCACAACAAUUCAAGGCAGUUUUGACAUUUUUCUUAUUUAAAGUAAAUAUUAGAGUGAAAGUGUAAACAAUAUAACACAUUUACUCAUCAGUAUCUCAUAAUAUAAUUGCAUUCUACUUGUGUAUUAAACUUAUUGUUUCAAUGGCAGCAUGACCACUGUAUGUUGAACUGUAAAUAUUGUACUUUAAACUAUUGUACAAUAUCACAAUUAUAUUUAAUUCUGGGAACAUAUUUUUUACCUUUUGUUAUGAUGUCGACAAGUCAGGAAUGAAUAGUACAAUACCUUUUAUAUUUAGAACAACUCAAUUCUCUACUGGCUGUUUAACGUAUGAUAUUUGUACUGACCUCUUUUCAUCCAUCUCAUUAUUGUGUGAGGCCUGAUUGGAAAACAAGAGAAUUCCUCAUUGAUGUGGCUAUUCUUAUGGGAAGGUAAUAAAA
This is a messenger RNA of Xyrauchen texanus (razorback sucker), 6802 nucleotides long. RefSeq names its product contactin-associated protein-like 2. The record is from RefSeq and is a predicted model, not a curated record. NCBI's taxonomy places the organism in Eukaryota, Metazoa, Chordata, Actinopteri, Cypriniformes, Catostomidae.